UGACUUUCUCGUAGGCCCAGCGGCCCAUGUCCAUAUCUUGCCAUGCGAUGGUGGCUUUUACCAUUGGUUGCUGCUUGCCCCGAUUGUCCUGCGCAUGUGGAGCUGUUGCAGCGGUCGCUGACCUUAAGAAAGGCAUCGGCGCCGAGCUUGUCCUUCCUUGAGAAAUGCAGUGGCUGGGACUGUCUCAAAGAGUACGUCAGCACUGACGACGGGGCAUUCGAUUGGCAUGUCACAGCCAAGGUCAUUUCAGGUCCUGGAUGGAAGGGCAGCGUGUUGGAGAUGACCAGUCAAAGGUGGCUGCCCAACUUUGUGACACCUGAUACCUGGAAUCAUACCCUAGUGGUCAUUACGCCAAGCAAUGUCACACAAGAUCUUUGUUUGCUUUACGCAGCUUUGGGCUACUACGGCUCAGUGAAUGCGUCGUCAACCUCUGUGAGUAGCUCCGACGAGGAUGUCCGGGCAGCGGCCGACAUAGCUGUUGCUGCCAGGAGACACACCGCGGUGCUUUUCAACGUGCCUGCAGAAUAUUUGGCUUUGAAAAAGCCAGGACAGGUGCCUCCACAGCCUUUAGUCGAGGAUGGCAGCCUAUCAGCUUCAUGGGCCAGCUUCAAAGACAGCCAUGGUGCCCUGGCACCCAUCCUGUUGGAGCUGCCAAUGGCCAAGGCGGCCAUCAAGGCCAUGGAUGUCAUAGGCCAGUUCUUGAAGAUUCAGUCGUUCGUCCUUAUGGGAACCAGCAAGCGCGGCAACCUCUGCUGGAACACCGCCUCCGUGGACUCACGAGUGCGGGGCAUCGUUUCCAUCGCCAGGCCUUUGAAUCUGCGGGCUGUGCUGCAUCGCACGCAGAAGGAACUCGGCGGCUUUCCAGUGGCGGCGAAGCCAUAUUUUGAGAAGGGCCUGCUUGGAAACUAUUUGGACUCAGCCACUGGCCAGUCAUUCUUGAACAUCACGGAUCCAUAUUUCUAUUUUCCUCGGGUCUCUAGCAUCUCGAAGUUCGUGAUCAAUGCGGGCAACGACGACUUCUUUGUCCCCGACAAUACGAAAGAGUGGUGGCAAGCAGUGCCAGGACCAAAAUGGAUGCUCACAGUGCCGAAUAGUAAGCACAUCGUGGGUGGGGCGCAGGUGAGAGAGCUGGCACCCAUGAUCAGUGCCUUUCUACAAGCAGAUCUACAGCUGCCCACAGUCACCUGGUCGGUUGAGGAGGAUGGUGCAAUUGUGGCCAGGGCGGCCAGGGAUGGUGUGAAGCCACAGGUGCGGCUGUGGCAGGCCGACAGCUGCGAUUCUCAUCGCAUGGACUUCCGCUUUGUCAGCGCCAAAGCUGAGGUCUGCCCAUGUGGCCACGCCACCUCAGAAGGCUGCGAGAACCAAGGCGUUGAAUGGCGCAGCACCCACCUUUCUUCAGAUGGGGCUUGGCGUGUGCGGCCGAAUGUGACGGAAGGGCACUGGACCGCAUUCUUCCUGUCCUUUCAGUGGCCAGGGGGCGCAAAGCUCUCCACUGAAGUGUCUGUGGUGCCGACACAGCUCCCCUUUCAUUGCUAUGCUUCCUGUGAGGGAAUCGUGUGAUCUGACGCUCCAGCUU
This is a messenger RNA of Cladocopium goreaui, 1576 nucleotides long. The record is from the annotation of a GenBank genome assembly. NCBI's taxonomy places the organism in Eukaryota, Dinophyceae, Suessiales, Symbiodiniaceae.